Neltuma alba is the source of this 1404-nucleotide messenger RNA. RefSeq names its product WD-40 repeat-containing protein MSI4-like. Gene Ontology annotation, molecular function: protein binding. The coding region runs from base 1 to 1404 and encodes 467 amino acids. Lineage: Eukaryota; Viridiplantae; Streptophyta; Magnoliopsida; Fabales; Fabaceae. The transcript has 15 exons. The record is from RefSeq and is a predicted model, not a curated record.
AUGAAGGGAAGUUACGACAUUCCAGUGUCCACCAAUGUGCAGAGAAGAUAUAAUCGCUGGAAAUUUUAUGUUCCAGUCAUCUAUGACUGGUUCAUCAACCAUAAUCUUUCUUGGCCCUCUCUCUCCUGCCGGUGGGGCCCUCAAUUCGAUGAAACUAGGGAUACCAAGAAACAACGUUUGUACCUUACUGAACAGACUGAUGGUAGUUAUCCAAAUACUCUAGUUAUAGCAGACUGUGAGAUUGUUAAGCCUAAGGUUGCAUCAGAGGAUAUCAGAAGGUUUCAUGAAGACGCACGCUCUCCCAAUAUCAAGAAGAACAAAUCCAUUAUUCACCCCGGAGAGGUUAACAGAAUCAGGGAAAUGCCACAGAAUAAUAAUCUGUUGGUGGUGCACACAGAUAAACCUGAGUUAAUAAUUUGGGAUAUUGACGCUCAACCAGCUCGCCAUGCUAUCCCUGGAGCUGAAUAUUCCAUACCGGAUCUGAUACUGGCGGGGCACGAUGAUAUUGCUCAAUUUGCUUUGGCUGUUUCUGCUUCUGAACCUUAUGUUCUUUCUGGAGGGAAGGACAAGAAUGUUGUUUUAUGGAGUGUGGAAGACCAUAUGACAUCUUUAGCACAGGCAGCCUACUUUAGACUCGGUUCCAUUAUUGGUAGGAAUUAUAACCCUGUUGUCAAUCCACGUGGCAUCUUCCGUGGACACACUGAUACUGUCGAAGAUGUCCAGUUUUGCCCUACUAGUCCACAAGAGUUCUGUAGCGUAGGGGACGAUUCCAACUUCAUAUUAUGGGACGCCCGUGUUGGCCCAGACCCCGUUAUCCAGGUCCAGAAAGCUCAUCUUGAGGACGAUAUCCACUGUGUCGAAUGGAAUAACUUCGAUGUUAAUUAUAUUCUCACUGGUUCUGCUGAUAGGUCAGUUCACAUGUAUGAUCGUCGAAACCUUAACAAUGGCCGACGAGGACCGAAUCCUGUUUAUAAAUUCCAGGGACACGAUGCAUCUGUCCUUUGUGUUCAGUGGUGUCCCGAUAAACCAUCCGUAUUUGGCACUUCUGGUGAUGAUGGCAUUGUUAACAUUUGGGACUAUGAAAAGGUUGAGAGAGGUUCAUCUUGUGCUGGUGGUGUGAGAGAAGAAAGGGCACCUCCUGGUUUAUUCUUCCGACAUGUUGGUCACAGGCAUAGGGCAAUUGAAUUCCAGUGGAAUCCAUCAGAUCCUUGGACCAUUGUUAGUCUCUCUAAUGAUUGCAGAGGUCUCGGAGGUGGUACAUUACAGAUGUGGCGAGUGAUGGAUGUAAUAUAUGAAGAGAAUAAUGAGAACGUGGAGAGGAAAAUGGCAGAGCUGAACAGGUUCAGACGUUGCACUGCGGGACGAAGCCUGUCAUCUAUCAAGGAUUUAUGCUUUUGCUUCUAG